CAUAAGUACACCUCUGUCGGGAGGAGGAUGUUUUUAACAAGCCUCGAAGUUAAUCGGACAGUCAGAAGUGGACCUCUCCCGUUUUGGAAAGUUGAAGUCGCUGUGGCGCGGUUCGUACAGACAGAAAGAAGCUUCAUUUUCCUGUAACUCUUCAAUGGCUACAACAAUGGAGACAUGCCAGAUGGGAAUGAAUGCCAUGGAGAAAAGGACUGUGAAUAUUAAGGAAGAGGACUGUGAAUGGGAACUGCACCACAAACAGGAGAGUCUGAACAUUAAAGAGGAGGAUUCUAAACAGGACAUAGUGGGCAUUAAAGACGAGUCUGAGGAGAAGCCUGUCAUCAGUGAUAUACUAGAGGAUAAACUAAUAGACAGAAUCAAGUAUGAAGGCCUUCAGUCGGAGCUCAUCUGUCAAUCUGGGGCUAAAGAGGAAGAUUCUAAACAGGACACAGUAAGCAUUAAGAAUGAGCCUGAGGAGAAGUCUGUCAUCCAUGAUAUACAAGAGGAUAAACUAAUAGACAGAAUCAAGUAUGAAGGCCUUCAGUCGGAGCUCAUCUGUCAAUCUGAGGCUAAAGAGGAGGAUUCUAAACAGGACAAAGUGGGCAUUAAGAAUGAGCCUGAGGAGAAGUCUGUCAUCCAUGAUAUACAGGAAGAUCAAGUAAUAGACCAAGUCAAGAAAGAAGACCUUCAGUCAGAGUCCGUCUGUCAAUCUGGGCCUAAAGAGGAGGAUUCUAAACAGGACACAGUGAGCAUUAAGGACAAGCCUGAGGAAAAGCCUAUCAUCAGUGAUAUACAGGAGGAUAAACUAAUAGACAGAGUCAAGAAAGAAGAUCUUCAGUCAGAGUCCAUCUAUCAGUUUGGGGCUCAAGAUGGAAGUGUAACAGGACUACUCUGCCCUCACAGUGGAGCCUCUGCUGUCCAGGAGCAUUCUGUCAGUGUGAAGUGUGAUGUUCGUGCUGAUGCAAAGAAAACUAAGAAAAGACUACCAAGGCCAUCAUCUACAAAUCAGACUAGUGGUAAGUUGAAACUGAAAGUGAACAAGCAAAAGAAAAGUGGAAAUCUAGCACAUUGUUCAGAAAAUGGCAUCCAGGAGAGCACCAGCUUUUCCCCAUCUUUACCUAUUAAGACUUUACUUCAAGACUGCCUGAAAUACAAACUGUGUAUAAAAAAGAAGAAAUCAACAUCUGGACCAGAGAUUUUAUCAAAGAUCUCUUUGCAGUUGAAUUCUCUGCCUGUUGUGAAGCUAACAAGGAUAGAUGUAAGUAACAUUCUACAACAGGUGAGCAAUGCAAAUUCUGGAGCUUUGUAUGUCCACCAAGAGUCAACAAAAUGUUUUAAAACAAAAUCUACAUACAAAGGCAAUCCAUCACACCAUGUAAAUCUAAAGCCACAUUGCUGUUCUGAAUGUGGGAUGCAGUUUUCACAGAGGCGCUAUCUGUAUAUCCAUAAAAGAAUCCAUACUGGAAAGGACUACGGCUGUUCUGAAUGUGGAAAACGCUUCCUAGAAAGGAGAGUUCUAGAGAACCAUGCUAGAAUUCACACGGGAGAGAAACCAUAUUCCUGUUCUGAGUGUGCAAAGCAAUUUUCUACCAAGAGUUAUCUUCAGAUCCAUGCAAGAGUCCACACUGGAGAGAAGCCUUUUGGCUGUUCUGAAUGUGGCAGAAGAUUCUCACAAAAGAGCACACUUCAGGCCCACACAAGAACUCAUACUGGGGAGAAGCCUUAUUGCUGUUCUGAGUGUGGCAAGAGCUUUUCCGAUAGACGCAGUCUUGAUAACCAUUCCAGAGAUCACACUGGAGAGAAACCCUAUUCCUGUCCUGAAUGUGGAAAACAAUUUUCAUACAUGAGGUUUCUUCAGAUCCACAUAAGAAAUCAUAGAGGAGAGAACCCUUAUUGCUGCUCUGAAUGUGGGAGAAGAUUCCUUUGCAAGAGCCACCUCAAAACACACUCUCGAGUUCACACUGGAGAGAAGCCAUAUGGCUGUUCUGAAUGCGGGAAACGAUUUUCACAAUUAAUGAGUCUGAAGUGUCACAAAAGAGUUCAUACUGGAGAGAAACCGUAUUCCUGUCCUGAAUGUGGAAAGCAAUUCUCCAGCAACAGCAAUUUUCACUCCCACAGAAGACUUCACACUGGAGAGAAGCCGUACAGCUGUUCUGAAUGUGGCAAGCAGUUCGCAGAAAAAGGUUCCCUUAAGAAACACACAAGGAUUCAUGCUGCAGUGAAGUCAAGUAAAAUGAAGGAAUUGUCCGAACUGAAAUCUACACCGUUAAUGACACUUGAAGUCGUGGAGGCGCAGCUGGUGCAGGGAGAAUGUGUGACGUCACAAAUGGACACUCCGGCCAUUUCAAGAUCUGGUAACAUGGCAAGAAGACGCCUGUCAAUGGAGUACAUUCUCGGAAUUCGGGAGCUUUAUCGACGCGAAGUUUAUCAUACUGCCUGGUCCGAGCUGAACGGGACAUUCGUCUACAUGAAUGUCAUGGAGAAAAUGACCGUAGAUAUUAAGGAGGAGGACUGUGAGUGGGAACAUGUGCACCAUGAGAAGGGGAGUGUGGACAUUAAAGAGGAGGAUUAUGAAGAGUUCACUGUGGGCAUUAAGGACGAGCCUGAGGAAAAGCCUUUCAUCAGUGAUAAUAUGCAGGGGCAUAAAAUUAUAAACCGAGUCAAGGAGGAAGACCCUCAGUCCGAGUCCAUCUGUAAGUCUCGGUGUCGAGAUGGAAGUGUAAGUGCAUUGGCCUGCCCUCAGAGUAGCAACUGUCCUGUCCAGGAGAAUUCAGCGAGUGUCAAGUCUGAUACUUAUUUAGACACAAAGACCACUGAGGAAUUAUCAAGGAGGACACUGGAAGGUCUGCCAUUGUCUACAAAUCAGUCUGGAGAUGAUAUUAAAUCUAAUAACAAAAGCAAUCCAUCAAAGCAUGUAAACCUAAAUUCACAUUGCUGUACUGAAUGUGGGAAGCAGUUUUCAAAAGAAGAAACUCUUAAGAGCCACCAAAGAAUUCAUAGUACAGAGGGACCGUACCGCUGUUCUGAAUGUGGGAAACAAUUUUCGCACGGAUGGUAUCUUCAGAUCCACACAAGAAUCCAUACUGGAGAGAAGCCGUACGGCUGUUCUGAAUGUGGCAAAAAAUUCUCCCAAAAGAGCUCGCUUCAGGCCCACAUGAGAAUUCACACUGGGGAGAAGCCAUUUUGCUGUUCUGAAUGCGGCAAACAAUUUUUUCAUAAGAGCAAUCUGAUCAGCCACACGAAAAUUCAUACUGGAGAGAAGCCGUUUUGCUGUACUGAAUGUGGUAAAAGAUUUUCAUUCAGGCACAAUCUUCAGAACCACACAAGGACCCAUACUGGAGAGAAACCGUUUGUCUGUUCAGAAUGUGGAAAGGAAUUUGCAAGAAAGGGUGACCUUCAGGACCAUGCAAGAAUUCACACUGGGGAGAAACCAUAUUGCUGCUCAUACUGUGGCAAAGGAUUUGCACAGAAAGGUGAUCUCCGAAGCCACACAAGAAUUCACACUGGGGAGAAACCUUAUGUCUGUUCUGAAUGUGGCAAGCAAUUCUCCAAAUCAAGCUCGUUUCAUCAACACAAAAGAGUUCACACUGGAGAGAAGCCCUACUGCUGUCCACAGUGUGGCAAACAAUUUACCUACAAUUAUCGUCUUCAGACCCACUUAAGGGCUCACAGUGGAGAAAUGCCAUAUUCCUGUUCUGAAUGUGGGAAACGGUUCUCCUGCAGCAGCAGUCUUAAUGUUCACCAGAGAAUUCACACUGGAGAGAAGGCAUAUGCCUGUCAAGAAUGUGGCAAACAAUUCCUGAAAAAGGGCAAUCUGGACAGCCACGCAAAAAUUCAUACUGGGGAGAAGCCAUUCUGCUGUUCUGAAUGUGGAAAAGGAUUCACACGAAAGGUGGAUCUUCAGAACCAUGUAAGAAUUCAUACUGGUGAGAGGCCAUAUGGCUGUCCUGAAUGUGGGAAACAGUUCUCCACAAGCAGUACUCUUUACACCCACAAAAGAAUUCACACUGGAGAAAAGCCGUACUCCUGUUCUGAGUGUGGGAAACGGUUCUCUCACAAGGGCAAUCUUCAAAGCCACACGAGAGUACACAGCAAAUAGGACUACAGGAUUUUAACUCGGAGUGACUGAAUUUUGUAUUGGUAAAUACAGCUAGAGAUUCUGGAAGGAGAGCUGAAAUUAAGGAAUGCAAUAAGAGUGGAGAGAGGACAAUAAGUAGUUGAGGUGCCACCUUGCUUACCCCAUUUAUGGAAGCUGGAUUUUUUUCCUUCAAAACUUUGCAAAAAAUAAGCUUUGAAUAUUCCAGGGCUGAUGGUCCUAUCAGAUAAAAGAUCUUCUGUUCAGGCUGGUUCUCGCCAGGAUCCAUCAUGUUUAAGAGCUGCUCCCUGAAUGAACCCUAACUUCCAGGUGCUUUAUUCCUUAUACAGUGGGUACGGAAAGUAUUCAGACCCCCUUCAAUUUUUCACUCUUUGUCAUAUUGCAGCCAUUUGCUAAAAUCAUUUAAAUUAAUUUUUUCCCUCAUUAAUGUACACACAGCACCCCAUAUUGACAGACAAAAAAAAGAAUUUUUGAAAUUGUUGCAGAUUUAUUAAAAAAGAAAAACUGAAAUAUCACAUGGUCCUAAGUAUUCAGACCCUUUGCUCAGUAUUUAGCAGAAGCACCCUUUUGAGCUAAUACAGCCAGGAGUCUUCUUGGGAAAGAUGCAACAAGUUUUUCACACCUGGAUUUGGGGAUCCUCUGCCAUUCCUCCUUGCAGAUCCUCUCCAGUUCUGUCAGGUUGGAUAGUAAACGUUGGUGGACAGCCAUUUUUAGGUCUCUCCAGAGAUGCUCAAUUGGGUUUAAGUCAGGGCUCUGGCUGGGCCAUUCAAGAACAGUCACAGAGUUGUUGUGAAGCCACUCCUUCGUUAUUUUAGCUGUGUGCUUAGGGUCAUUGUC
Messenger RNA from Erpetoichthys calabaricus (reedfish), 4930 nucleotides. RefSeq names its product zinc finger protein 845-like. The record is from RefSeq and is a predicted model, not a curated record. Gene Ontology annotation, molecular function: DNA-binding transcription repressor activity, RNA polymerase II-specific. Bases 155 to 4096 code for a protein of 1313 amino acids. NCBI's taxonomy places the organism in Eukaryota, Metazoa, Chordata, Cladistia, Polypteriformes, Polypteridae. The transcript is spliced from 7 exons. Gene Ontology annotation, biological process: negative regulation of transcription by RNA polymerase II.